Anastrepha ludens (Mexican fruit fly) is the source of this 799-nucleotide messenger RNA. RefSeq lists its product as uncharacterized. The transcript is spliced from 3 exons. The record is from RefSeq and is a predicted model, not a curated record. Bases 115 to 429 code for a protein of 104 amino acids. NCBI's taxonomy places the organism in Eukaryota, Metazoa, Arthropoda, Insecta, Diptera, Tephritidae.
UCGUAUUUUUACCGGUGCGCUCGCUCAGCAGUCUUUGGAAGAAACGAUUUUUUAUAAUACAAAAAUAUUUGAUCAAAUAAAAAUAUCAAAAAAAUCUAGGAGCAAUUACAUAAAAUGUUAACCAGACGACUACUGAAUGCUAGCAGAACGCUGCGCAGCGCGCGCUACCCAGCGCUGCGUUCAGUGCCGCUGCGCUACACUAGCAAAUCACCAAAAUCGCCUUUUGCCGAUGGAGGUUCACAUAGCACCAUGAAUGAUCUGCCCAUACCGGAAGGCGAUUGGCAGGAGAAUUACACGCGCAAGAAUAUAAAGAAUACAAUCGUCCUUUUCGCUGGUAUUGGCUCGUUCAUUACCUCCUUGUUUUUGCAUUUCACGGAUGAGAAUAUAAAUUGGAACUAUAAGGUGCCCGUAUAUGACAGAUGCACUUGAAGUGUGAAUGUAAAUGGAUUACAACCAAUAAUUAUAAAUUGUUAUGCUCCGCUUUCAUUUUUUUUAAGUAGAUGGUUAAUUGUGUGCGUUUAUGUAUUAUAUGUAUGAUGUAUGUACCGCAAAAAUUAUUUAGUGCAGUUAGCAAACAGUGUCUAGUAUCUAAGCGCGGAAUGAGUCGCGGCUAAACUUUUCCUUCUUCGAUUCACUUUGUGCAAAAAACUAGUACAAAGUUGUUGAGCAAAACUUGCAGAUACUUUCUUCAACCAGGAAUGUGAGAAAUAUCAGAACUACAACUCAUUCGCUGAGCACAAAAAAAGAACAACUAAACUAAAAGUAAAAUUUCAAAAAUAAACGCUUACCGCAAACCACA